UAUUUCAACUGUUUUUCAUUUUAUUUGUUCUUCUUUUUUCAGGCCAGGCGCCGCCAUCACAAAGCUCGUCUUUGUCUCUAAACUAAACUAGUUAGAAGCAACUAUUCUAACCGUGAUAAUGGAUGACGAAUGGGAUGACUCUUGUGAUGUUGUGGCGCAGCCUCCCCCUCCUACAAUUAAUAACUACGGCAAUGAUGUAGAUGGCGGCCACAGUCUAUCCAUGGGUAGAGGUUUUUCAUCCUUCAUUGAAGACAACAAUGAUGAUUAUGAUAAGGGUGGCAGCAAUGGAUACGGAGAAAGGCGCGGAGGUCGCGGCGGCGGACGAGGCGGUGGCCGAGGCCGAGGGGGCCGCGGAGGACGGGGCGGCGGUGGCAGAGACAGAGGCGACUAUGAGAAUGGAGGAGACAACUAUGGCAACGGCGACAGGGAAGACAGGGGAGAUAGGGGUGAAAGAGGAGAGCGCGGCAUGGGAAGGGGCCGCGGUAGAGGAGGCCGGGGUUGCUCUCGACCCACCGGCGGCAGCGACGACGGCGGCGAGAGGCCCGAGGGUGGCGAGGAAGGCGAGAAGAAGCCGCCAGUCACAUACGUGCCGCCGGAACCCACCGAGAAUGAAAGCGAGAUCUUCAGCAGUACUAUCAGUUCUGGAAUCAACUUUGAUAAGUUUGAUUGUAUUGCUGUGAAGGUAACCGGCGAAAAUCCACCUCGCGCUAUCGAUAGCUUUGAAACAGCAAACUUGCGAAAGUAUGUAGUGGACAAUAUCCUCAAGUCAGGCUAUAAAAAACCUACGCCCAUACAGAAGCACGCGAUUCCGAUCGUCAUGGCUGGCAGAGACUUAAUGGGAUGUGCCCAAACGGGGUCGGGAAAAACUGCAGCCUUCCUUCUGCCUAUAAUCAACGUGCUUUUACAAGAUUCUCGUGAGCUGGUGGUUGGGGCCAACGGGGCACAACCUCAGGUGGUUAUCGUAUCUCCUACCAGGGAAUUGACGCUGCAAAUAUUCAAUGAAGCCAGGAAGUUUUCUUUCGGAUCCGUCCUGAAGAUUGCUGUGGCCUAUGGAGGUACAGCUGUACGACACCAAGGGGACUGCAUCGCUAGAGGCUGUCACAUAUUAGUGGCGACUCCGGGACGCUUGCACGACUUUGUGGAUCGCGGCCGAGUGUCGUUUGAGAGUAUCCGAUUUGUGGUGCUGGAUGAAGCGGACCGCAUGCUGGAUAUGGGCUUUAUGCCCAGCGUUGAGAAGAUGAUGCAACAUCCUACUAUGGUUCCUCCUUCGGAGCGCCAAACACUGAUGUUCUCAGCCACAUUCCCAGAAGACAUCCAGCACUUGGCUGGCCGCUUCCUCAACAACUACCUGUUCGUGGCCGUGGGCGUGGUGGGCGGCGCCAGCACAGACGUGGAGCAGAUCUUCCACCAGGUUACGAAGUAUGAAAAGCAGAAGACGCUGCAGAGCCUCGUCGAGGAGUAUGAUGGAAAGCGUAUCCUCGUGUUUGUGGAAACGAAGCGCAACGCGGACUUUAUAGCGGCCAUGUUGUCGCAGAAGCAAUUGCUGACGUCAUCCAUCCACGGCGACCGCCAGCAGAAGGAACGCGAGGAAGCUAUGGACAACUUCAAGAGUGGCAAACACUUCAUACUUGUGGCUACCGCUGUGGCAGCUAGGGGAUUAGAUAUUAAGAACGUGGAUGUCGUGGUGAACUACGACUUGCCCAAAAGCAUUGAUGAAUACGUACACAGAAUCGGCAGGACGGGUCGCGUCGGCAACAGAGGCAAGGCGGUGUCGUUCUUUGAUGCUGAUCAAGAUGCCGCGCUAAUAGCGGACCUGGCCAAGAUCCUGCGGCAGGCGGAGCAGUCGGUGCCCGACUUCCUGCAGGGCGGUGGCACUGCCACGUACAAGGGCAACAAGUACGGCGGCAGCGACAUUAGGGAUUUCAAUAAUGCAACCUCGGCUGCAGAACCAGGCCAAGAGGCUGACGAAGAGUGGUAGACGUACGGACCUCUUGAUAUUACACCCAGUGACCUUAAUUAUGUCCUCAGUGAAUUUUUGAUUAAUGGUGAUUAUUGUGCAACUAGUGGUGCGUGUAUAUCAUUGGUGCUUGACUGACCCGCGAGUGGAAAACUUGAAAAACACUGAGUAUGUGAGACUCAACCCCCUCCCCUUCCGUGACUAGGGGUAGAAACAUAUUGUUAAUAUGCCCACAGCACAACAUAAGUACCUAUAAAUUAUUAUUGUCUGCCAUUUUUUGUGCAGCUAAGAAACAAAUUAAUCUAGUCUUUUGUAGCUUUUAGGUCAUUUAAGUAACACACAUUAUACAAAACAUCUGCUUGGCUGGCCCACCUCUUAAUAGAGCAAUCGUAUAAAGCAGGGUUUGGAAACCCUUGGAAUAAUUCAAAGGGCCCAAGAUCUAUCUAGAAAACUAGAGAACAUAUUUUUUGUAUGACUUUCCUACAUAAUAAUAAACUAUGGUGGGCCAGAUAUUGGACAUUUUCAGCUGAAAUAUUUUGCUUAA
Messenger RNA from Maniola jurtina (meadow brown), 2501 nucleotides. It is a transcript of the gene Vlg, whose product is annotated as ATP-dependent RNA helicase vasa. Gene Ontology annotation, biological process: cell differentiation; gamete generation. Lineage: Eukaryota; Metazoa; Arthropoda; Insecta; Lepidoptera; Nymphalidae. Bases 119 to 1978 code for a protein of 619 amino acids. The record is from RefSeq and is a predicted model, not a curated record. Gene Ontology annotation, molecular function: RNA helicase activity; ATP binding; RNA binding. Gene Ontology annotation, cellular component: P granule; nucleus. The transcript has 11 exons.